GAUGUGAGCAGGACAGACCUUACCAGCGACCCGCGGACCGCCGCCAACACGCGCCCGCCGCCAGCUGUCCUGCCGCCGCGCCCGCCUCACUUCGCCUCGCACAUAUCUCGUACUACUACCUGCCCUCCUGAGUGGUGCAUGGAGAAGCCAUCUUAUCAACCCAUAAUAGCGAGAUAACUGGUCGCCAGGUGAACACAAGGCGAAUGGACUGACCACUAAGGUAAUCCGAACAGACUAGAUUCCUUCCUCGUGCUUGGAGGACUCUGCUGCCUUCCUGGUCUGCCCUCUGGGUUAUGCCUGAGUGACGCUCUGUAGCCCUGGUAUUGACAACGUCCCAUUAACUUAUCUAUAUGGGAUGUAAAAUGAAGUAGCAUAUACCUGUCCCCUUUCCUAUACCUGACAAGUAACACUAGAAAAGAAAUACUCAUUAGCAGCUUACGUAAAAACUUGUCUACAUCUGACUGAACAAUAUUCCCGUCACCACCACUACCAUAAGUUACCAAGGCCACGUCUCAAGAUGGACCCAGGCAAGAUCUUCCAAAUCAUCACUAACAGCACUCUCUUAGCAACUCGCCUGCUCCCAGCCAACCAUACGCCGCUCGUGGAGUUCUCCUCGUCUCGUUACUGCGCCGCUGUGCCUGAAGACAGACCGCCUGGGGGCACUGUCACCUCCGUCAUCGCCACCCACAGGCACGGAGCGGAGGUGAGGUACAGCAUCACGGGCGGCAACAAGGAUGGCCUCUUUACUAUUGACCAGCACUCGGGCACCAUCACGCUCGCCGCUACCUUGGACUACGAGGUCAACGACGAGCACGAGUUGGUAGUGACAGCCGAAGGUGGUAUGGACGCUGUUCACACAUACGUGUUCAUACGAGAGGACGAUCGUGAACGACGAACCCGCCCGUGUUCCUGCAGCCGGAGCCUCGCAUCACCCUGGUGGAGGAGGACGAUAGGGACCUUCCCGCGCCGGUGGCUAAGGCAUUGGACAGAGACCCGCCGCACGGAAGGGGCUUGUGGCGGCUUGCGGGUGGAGGUGCGGGACGGUCAGUGGUGGGAGGACGAGGAAGACAUCGGGCCAAACCUGAUUGACCUUUCCUCCCCCACCCAUCACCACCGGCAGGCGUCCUGGGGUCACCGGGAGCCUGCAGGAGACCCUCACACUGGAGUUCCCUCUGGGAACGGAGUAGUAACACCCAACAUAAAGACCACGAACCCCACAGAGCCACAACCAGAGAACAGAGGAACCCAGUCAGCCUCUCUGGGUAGAAAAGAACUGAAAACAGAGAAAAGCAGACGACAAAAACUCACUAAAGAGAAAGAAAACGCAAGAUUCAUCCGUAAAAAGAAGCCCUCCAUGUCUUCUAGCACCAGGCCGCGUAUUGUGUCCCCCUCAGAACACCUCAAGGGCGUCAGACUCCAAAGGGACGCGUCAGAAAUGGACUUCACCUUCGGGACUCUGGAGGAGGAUAUCGAAGAGGAGGAGGAGGAGGAAGAGGAGGAGGAGAGUUUGUGCGAGGAGAUGAUGCUUGACAGUGGUGGUGGUGACUCAGGGUGGAGGAUACACGUGGUGGAGACGGUGGUGACGGUGGUGGUGAAGGAUAUCAAUGACAACGCUCCGGUCUUCCCUGACACUACCAUGCUGGGACACGUGCAGGAGAACGGCGCCGCGGGCUCGGCGGUGGUGGUGGUGUCGGCAUGGGACGCAGACGACGCCACGGACGGCAGCAAUGCGCGGCUCACCUACGCCAUCGAGAAGAAUGUGGUGGACGAGGCCUCGGGCGCCGCCAUCUUCAGCGUGGAACCUGACACGGGCCUGGUGCGGACGGCGCGCUGUUGCCUUGACCGGGAGGCCACGCCCGAGUACCGCUUGCAGGUGGUGGCCGCCGACGGGGGAGGACUCAAGGCCAUGUCGGACCACUCACACACUGCUCUGUUCCUCUAUUCUCAUCCUCCCUUCACUACCUUGCAAGUUGGCACAGGCACGGUGGUAGUGCGCGUGAUGGAUGAGAAUGAUAACCCGCCUCGUCUCGCCCGCCGACACUGGGAGUUGGAGGUGGACGAGACGCCGCCCGGUGCCCCGUCGCCCAACGCCACCCUGCUGGAGCUGACCGCUGCAGACAAGGACGCACGCAACGUCUUUCUCUACAGGGUGGUGCCGGGGAGCGGUCCUGGGUGGGAGAACUUCGGGAUGCGCUCUGUGGGAUCAUCGGGGCAGCUAUACGCCCUCAGGAGCCUCGACUAUGAGGAGGAGAGUCACCGGCGAGGGUUCCGCUUCAUGGUGCAGGUGACGGACCAGGGUUCCAGCGGGUGGGAGGACCUCGCCCAUCUCGACUCCGCCUGGGUCACCAUCCGCCUCAGGGACGUGAACGACAACCCACCCGUGUUCUCCCGCCCGCACGCUCACGUCACGGUGCGGGAAGACACCAGUCCAGGCACCCUUCUGGCCGCAAUGCCUGCCCGCGACCCGGACAUGGGUGGGAUGGAAGGCGUGGACUACAGGGGGCGAUGCCGGCGAGGCGCUGGUGGUGGCCGUAGACCGCGGCCGCCCUCCGCUGUCCGCCACCGCCACACUCUCACCAUUACUGUCACCGACGUCAACGACUGCCCACCGCGCCUCCUGCCGCCCACCACUCUGCACGUGAUGGAGGGUGGCCCACCCACCCGCCUGGGCAUCCUCAGGGUGACAGACCCCGACGUGUGGGCGCUGGGGCACGGACCGCCUUUCACGCUGUCCCUAGCGCCCUCCAACCCCGCCCAUGUCUUCUCCCUCGUUAAGCUGAAGUUUGACCCACGCUUAGACAGCGGGCGCGGCGGGGCGGAGCUGUGGACGGCGGGCGCUGUGGAUCGGGAGCAGCACCGUCAGCUGAGUGUAGCGGUGCAUGUGUCUGACGCUCAGGGCCUGUCCGCCACCCAUUGCCUCACUGUGUUGGUGGACGACCUCAACGACAACCCCAUGAAGCCCGCAGCCAAGGCCGUCUACCUGUGGAAGACCCAGAGUGGCGGAUCCGAGGCGCCGCUGGGGCGAGUUUUCGUAGAUGACCCUGACGACUGGGACCUCGCGGACAAAGAGUUCCAGUGGGCUGGCGCUCCCCACCCACUGUUCACAUUGCACCCACGUGACGGCACCAUCUUCGCCUCCAGCCAGGUCCGGGAGGGCAGGUACGAGCUGCAGUUCUCCGUCAGUGACAGGGCGUGGCGGCAGAGAGAUGUGACGGCCAACGUGACAGUAUCGGUGCGUCUCCUGACCCCUGAGGCCCUCGCCCACGCCGCGCCCCUCGCCCUCGCGCCCACCACGCCCGCUGACUUAACGCGUGGUUGGUCCCCCGCGAAGGGCGGGGGAGGACUCGGUUCUCUCCUGAAGGCGGUGCUGAAGGUGCUAGAUGAGCCGGACAGUGACGUGGAGGUAGUGAGUGUGUACGGCGGUUGUGGUCACUCUGCUGCUUCGCCUGCCGCGUCCCCCGCCACCACGCCCCCUGCCUCGUCUCCUGCCUCGCCUCCUGCCUCUCCUCCUGCUUCUCCUCCUGCCAUACCCUCUACCUGCGUGUGGGUGAGCGUGAAGGACACCCAAGGAAGCUUCAUGAGCCCCGUGAAGCUUCAAGGUUUUCUCGCUCUCCACGCUAACCAGCUGGAGGCAGCCACUAACCUCACAGUGGUAGUGGACGACCUCUCCACCACCACGACAAGGCAGCACCAUCGCCACGAGUCCCACACGGGGCGUCACGACGACCUCAACCUCCACUCCGCAACCUCCCUCGCCUCCACCAGACUCCCGCUACAGGUGGUGGACACAAAUGCCACGGCCCUAGUCACGCCGCGUCUCACCCGCGUGCACUCCUGCCACGCCUACUCCCACGCCCGCGACCAGGAGGACUGCACGCCCACCUCCUGCCUCAACGGCGGCCGCUGCAUCAGGUCCCAGGAGAGCUAUAACAGGUGCGUGUGUCCCGGGGAGGCGUCGCCGCCGCAGUGCAAGAUGCUGAGUCGCACCUUCUGGGGUUCUGGGUGGGCGUGGCUGCCCCCGCUGCCGCCCUGCCUCCCUGUCACCCUGUCACUGCGCUUCCUUACCCGCCACGCCAACGCCCUUUUACUCUACACUGGCCCAUUAGCACCCACGCCCCGCCACGCCAGACCCUCACCUAUGUUGGCCCUGCAACUGAAGAAUGGGCGGCUGCAGCUGCUGCUGGAGGGAGAGGGCGGCUCCCUCAAGCUGCAGGUGAACAGCUCCCUGCAUGACGGCCACUGGCACACUCUGCACCUGUCCCUGGAUGCUCAGAGAGUAGUGGUGAUGAUGGACCUUUGCGGGCGAGGCUGGAAGGACGGAGCUCAGGACGAAGCCCACUGCCUGGCGAGAGCACGCUGGCCCACGUCUAGGGACGGCGGCGCCUGGCUGGGCUCCGUUCCCAUGCAAAUGGGCGGCCUGGCUCAUCCACCGCCCCGCCCCGAGGACCACGGCUGGCGGGAGGCGCCCGUCCAUCACCACCUGACGGGCUGCCUUUCCCACCUCACCAUCAACGCGCAGGCGGUGGACCUAGGUGAGCCAGUGUACAGCCACGCCAGCAUAGGUGGCUGCCGGCCGCAGAGCAUAGCCUGCUCCAACCAUCACGGCGGGUGUGGCCUCCGGGGGCGUUGUGUGGGCGGUCUCAGGCACCCAAAAUGUGAAUGUGACCCAGGGUGGACGGGGCCUGGAUGCGCGGCGCCCACCGUGCCUGCGCGCCUAGGGGCAACCUCCUACAUGAAGGUGGCACUGUCCUUCACGCCAGGGGAGCGUGCGGUGCGGAUGCAGGUUCGGGUGAGGCUGCGGGGGUCUCGAAGCGGUCUGCUGUUGCAGCUGGCCGCACACCACCGCGCCGCUUCGCUCACCCUCCACUUGCAGGCGAGCGUGGCGUGCGUCUCCGUGUCGGGGGCGGGGUGGGCUGCCCAGAGUGCCUGCGUGGAGCGGCAUCCCUUGGGGGACGGCGCCUGGCACACAGUGGCGGCGGAGCGGCACGGCCACAACCUGCUGGUGAGUGUGGACGACGGCGACGGCUGGCGGCGCAACGAGACCCUGGCGUCCCUGGCAGCCGCUACUCCACUGGGCCCGCCGCCGCCUCUCGUCGUGGACAAACAUGACGGCGUGACGGUGGGCGGCCUGCCGGAGUUCGUGGGCGUGGAUCUCGUGACGGUACAUGACGACCUGCGAGACACCUGUCUGGACGACCUGAGAGUGUCGGGUCAUCCCCUGCCGCUGUCUCCCGCCAUCAACGGCACCAGCUGGGGCCAGGUGACCACCCUAGAGCAGCUGGUCCAGGGCUGCCAUCCCGCGGCAGACCCUUGCAUCAACACCACCUGCAAGCCGCCGCUCUCCUGUCACGCGGCUUGGGAUCAGCCCUCCUGCAGCUGUGGUCCGGGUCGGCGGCUGGUGGGCGGGGUUUGCGAAGACGUGGACGAGUGUCUGUGGCGGCCUUGCCUUCAUGGUGGCUCCUGCCUCAAUCAGCGACCGGGCUUCUUGUGCGUGUGUGGCCCAGACUACCUGGGCGACCACUGCCAAUGGACCAAGUUAGCCCCGGAGAGCCACCCUCUAGCAGCCCCCGCAGCUAUUGCGGCCAUCACAGUCUCCAUUCUCGUCCUGGCUCUCGCCUUGCCAGUCCACCAUCCUUCACUCAACGAAUCCGCAGCGGUGCUGGGUGUGGCAGUGGCGCGGGCUGCUCUGGGGCGCCGCCGCGUACGAAUAGUUCGAGGCAUGCAGUCAGGAGUGGAAAAAGGCACUGUGGCUGGCUGCGCAGGAAGGACAGAGGCUGAGGAAGGCACCGACAACACAAUGCUGGAGCUGCUGAGGUUGAAAGUGUCGGGGGAUUCCCCUGAACACAGAGGUGGAGCCUCAGUGGUGGCGAGCAUCGAGGGGGGUGGCAGGGGCGGCGGCAGUAGUGGUGGGGGCAUCAUCCACGUGGUGACGACAAUGGCACAGCAGAUCUCCUCCCCGCCAAGCCCAGCGAUGCUCCCGUCACAGGGCAGCGUGAAGGCACACACCUGCGAGGGGGACAAGUCCUCGACGCUGCCAGACUGACCUCAUGACCGCCUCCCUCUCCCCACCCCGUCCCAAGCACUUCCCGUCCGUCACACAGAGGAGGAAGGCGGCCAGGCGUCCCUCUCGCCCUCCUACACCUCUGAGCUCUAGCCGCCCCAGCGAGGCAGCAAACACUUGACUCGCAUUAAUGAACGGGAUGGGACCAGCUGACCACGUAAAUUUACCAGUGAAGGAGGAGACAGAUGAGCAGCAAGAUGUCCUAGUUGUGUGUGGGAGGAGCGAACAUCAAACCAGACUACACAGCACAGGGAGCGUGGCGGAACGGAAAAG
Messenger RNA from Scylla paramamosain (green mud crab), 6334 nucleotides. Its product is annotated as putative neural-cadherin 2. Gene Ontology annotation, cellular component: catenin complex; plasma membrane. Bases 518 to 6043 code for a protein of 1841 amino acids. The transcript has 30 exons. NCBI's taxonomy places the organism in Eukaryota, Metazoa, Arthropoda, Malacostraca, Decapoda, Portunidae. The record is from RefSeq and is a predicted model, not a curated record. Gene Ontology annotation, molecular function: calcium ion binding; cadherin binding. Gene Ontology annotation, biological process: homophilic cell-cell adhesion.